Drosophila innubila is the source of this 567-nucleotide messenger RNA. RefSeq names its product zinc finger HIT domain-containing protein 1. Gene Ontology annotation, cellular component: Swr1 complex. The transcript has a single exon. Lineage: Eukaryota; Metazoa; Arthropoda; Insecta; Diptera; Drosophilidae. Bases 39 to 491 code for a protein of 150 amino acids. Gene Ontology annotation, biological process: chromatin remodeling. The record is from RefSeq and is a predicted model, not a curated record. Gene Ontology annotation, molecular function: nucleosome binding.
AUAAAAACAACAACAGCAACGCCGCUACAACCAAAAUCAUGACGGGACGCGAAUCGCAUCGCAUCAAAGAUGCUGAGAAGAAACGUGUCCUGGAUGAAGCUGCACGGCAGCGACGUGCUCGCAAGGCUCUGGAAGCGCUGGAGCGCGACAAUUUCCAAGAUGAUCCGCAUGCAGAUUUGGUUAUGUCAAAGAAGCUACCCAAAUUCCAGGAUAGCAUCAAGAAUGCCAAGGAGAAGAAGGCCAAACGCAAAGGCGCCGAAUACUUUCGUGCCAAAUAUCGCAAGAACUUUCAACAACUACUCGAAGAGGAGAAACAAAAACCCAACUACGAGACUGCAGCGGCGCCUCCGCCGAAAAAACCUGUGCGUCAUUUCUGUGCCGUUUGUGGCAACUUCUCUCAAUAUUCGUGUACUGCAUGUGGAACACGUUAUUGUCGCGUCCGCUGCCUGAAAACUCAUCAGGACACACGUUGUCUUAAGUGGACCGCUUGAAUUGGUUGUAGAGCUACUCAAAUCCAUUACUUAAAUAACUAGUGUAGAAUAAAUGAAAAAAAAACAAACACAACUU